AUGAUCGGUGUUACCGCGAGAGCAGCAAGACGGCCCAAACCUGUAGGCGACGAAGAUCAUAGGAUCACGAGUCCAAGUAGCCCAGGUUAUAAGGACCCAUUCAACGACUCUGCCAGACCUAAUCCUUUCACACCACCACUCAACCAGUCCUUUGACUACAAUGGCCGCGACCGUAUCCGUGGUAUCAAUCUCGGAGGAUGGCUCGUGCUCGAACCGUUCAUUACGCCCAAAAUCUUUGAACAGCCCAUUCCUGGAUACGAAGCAGCCACACCCGUCGUAGAUGAAUGGACUCUGACAGAACGAUUGGGUCCUGCUGAAGCCAAGCGCCAAUUGAAAGAACAUUACGAAACGUUUAUCACAGAGAAUGAUUUCAAGAAAAUUGCCGACAUGGGAUUCAAUCACGUUCGAAUCCCAACCGGACACUGGGCCCUACAGGUGUUCCCCGGAGAGCCCUUUGUGCCCCAUCUGUCAUGGCAGUACUUGUUAAAAGGUAUCCAAUGGGCUCGCAAGUACGGUCUUCGCGUCAUGGUCGAGCUUCAUACCGCGCCAGGUUCACAAAACGGCUGGAACCAUUCCGGUCGACAGGGUCAAGUAGGCUUCUUGAAUGGUACGGAAGGUCAGUUGAAUGCAGAAAGAACCAUUCAGAUCGUCAUGGACAUGAUUCAGUUCUUUGAUAGACCAGAGUGGUCGCAUGUCGUACCUAUCUUUGGUGUUCUCAAUGAACCGGCCAUGAUGAAAAUCCCAGAAGAUGAUGUCAAGGAGUGGUAUCAGAAAAGUCAUGAUACCAUUCGAAAGACAUUGGGACCUGGGAAGGGCCCUCUCUUGACAUAUCACGAUGGUUUCUUACCUUUGCCACGCUGGAAGGGAUUCUUUGGAAAGAGGUUUGAUAGGACUGUCUUGGAAACUCAUUUAUAUCUGAUUUUCAACAAAGAUUUGGUUGCCAUGCCCAGAGAUGUACAAGCAGACUUUCCUUGUAACUUUUGGAGAAGAGAUAUGAAUGAGUCCACGCUAAACACAGGUCCUACCAUGGUCGGUGAAUUCUCUGUGGCAACAAAUGACUGUGGUAAAUAUCUGAACGGUAUCGGUCUUGGUGCCAGAUUCGAUGGUACGCUUGACCAAGGAGAUGGCCCUGCCACGCCUGUAUGUCCGACGUGUACGUGCAAGGGGGUGGAUGAUUGGAAAAAGUUUACGCCCGAAUAUAAGACGUUCUUGCUCAAGUUUAUGCAAAAACAGAUGGAUGCUUAUGAAACUGGUAUUGGUUGGUUCUACUGGACCUACAAGACCCAAGAUCACGUUAAUCCUCAUUGGGACUAUCUCUUGGCCUGGGAACAAGGGUUUGCACCAAAGGAUGUGAAUAAUCGUGAGUACAGCUGUGGUCAUGUUGUUGAAGGUCAACAACAGUAA
Rhizopus microsporus ATCC 52813 is the source of this 1404-nucleotide messenger RNA. Its product is annotated as beta-glucosidase 6. Lineage: Eukaryota; Fungi; Mucoromycota; Mucoromycetes; Mucorales; Rhizopodaceae. The record is from RefSeq and is a predicted model, not a curated record. Gene Ontology annotation, cellular component: extracellular region; cell surface. The transcript has 2 exons. Gene Ontology annotation, molecular function: beta-glucosidase activity. The coding region runs from base 1 to 1404 and encodes 467 amino acids. Gene Ontology annotation, biological process: glucan catabolic process.